AACGUUCCUCAAAAAACUACACCACCAACAAACACACAUUUUUUUCCUCAAAAACAGAAAACAAAAACCGCUCUCGACACUCACCCUUCUCUCUCUCACACACACACACGCUCCUCUAAUGGCAGGUGCAGGUGCCAUGAAGAAGGUCGACAGGAUUCGCCAAAUCGUUCGCCUCAAGCAGCUCAUGAUGCGGUGGAGGGUCAUCAGCCACCGCCGCCACCACCACCACUACGACUCCUCCUCCCUCGAUUCAAAACCCUGCACAUCGUCGCCACGACGCGCUCCCUCGGGGUUCGUGUUCGUGUACGUGGGUCAAGAACGCAAACGUUUCGUGAUUCCCGCAAGAUUCCUCAACCUGCCGGUGUUCGCUGGUCUCCUCGAAGAAACCGAAGAGGUUUUCGGUCUUCGAUGUAGCGGCGGUUUACUCCUCCCUUGCGAAGUUGCGUUCUUCAGUAACAUCGUGAAGCACCUCGAGAAAGACGAACACAAGUACGGGAAGCUUUCUUUGGAGGAUUUCGUGAACAUGGUUUCUGACUUGGCUUCUGAUUCUUCCUGCAAAGAAGGCAUUGUUGCCUUCACUCCUCUCUUGCAGAAAGCAAGGGUUUAGUUUUUUUUUUUUUUUAAUUAAAGCUUUCUCCUUUUAAUCAUAGUGAGUUUUUGGUUUUGAUCAUCCUUGAAUCCAAUUCCUAGAAAAAAAAAAGUUUUAGUGGGGUUGGGUUUCAAUGAGAUGUUUCUGAACUUUUGUCCUUAUUAAGCUAUGAUUUUUUAGAGAUUGGGUUAUCUUUUCUGUAUUUGUUGUAUUUGAUGACCAAUCUUGGUGCUAUAUGUCAAUGACUAUGAUUGAUCAAAUUUUAGCGAUCAAUGAAAAAUGUUAUGCAUCAUCAGUAAUGAAAAUUCUAGA
Molecule: messenger RNA, 901 nt
Organism: Arachis duranensis
Lineage: Eukaryota; Viridiplantae; Streptophyta; Magnoliopsida; Fabales; Fabaceae
Product: protein SMALL AUXIN UP-REGULATED RNA 51-like
Exons: 1
Coding region: 119-607 (162 amino acids)
Biological process (GO): response to auxin
Source: RefSeq, a predicted model, not a curated record